AUGAGACAAGAGAAGGAAGAAAUAUUUAAUAGAGAUAAUUCUUUACCAUCGACAACAAACCCAAUAAUUGAAUUAAUAUUAAAAGAAGAAAAUAAUAAAAUCAACAAAAUCAGCAAUAACAAUUAUUUAAAUAUUAAUUUUAAUACUUGUGCAAUUUGUGGUGCUUCUUUUCGUUUAACUUCUGAAUUAAUUCAACAUGCUCGUUCCAAUCAUCGUCAACCUAAUCGUUAUGAUAGACUUGAAGGGCCUUCUAUUGAGGAAGCUCAAAAAUUUAAUAAAGAAAGAAUUAAUGUAAAUAAUGAAAGAAGAAAAUAA
Molecule: messenger RNA, 315 nt
Organism: Meloidogyne enterolobii
Lineage: Eukaryota; Metazoa; Nematoda; Chromadorea; Rhabditida; Meloidogynidae
Source: the annotation of a GenBank genome assembly